AUGCAGAGCGCAACUCGAUUAGAAGCAGAACGGUUACUUGGAAUCUCAGAGAAGCUAUUACAGAACCGGGAUCUAAUGGGUUCUAAAGAAUUCGCAAUCUUAGCACAAGAAACGGAACCUCUUCUAGAAGGUUCCGAUCAGAUCUUAGCCAUUGUCGAUGUUCUCAUCGCCUCCGAGAAACGCAUCAACAACAACCCUGACUGGUACUCCAUCCUCCAAAUCGAUCGCCGAUCCGACGACACUGACCUCAUCAAGAAACAGUACCGCCGUCUCGCUCUUCUUCUGCAUCCGGACAAAAGCAGGUUUCAUUUCGCUGAUCAUGCUUUCAAGCUUGUUGCUGAUGCUUGGGCGGUUCUCUCCGAUCCAAUCAAAAAGUCUCACUAUGAUAAAGAGCUUUCGUUUUUCUCUCGGGUUGAUUUGUCUGUUCCCGGUUGGGUUCAGCAAGAUAAGGUGUCAGGGCCGGUGCGUAGAACCGGUCCUGGUACUGGCCAUGCCCCUGUACCUGGACCGGAAAUUGGAACCGGUCCACGGAACAGUGCUGCUUCGGCUAGAGAUGGAAUAGCUGCCGAUGAAAACGCUCGUCGUAGGAACGCCACUUUUUGGACUGCUUGUCCUUACUGUUACCGUUUGUAUGAGUUCCCUAGAGUUUAUGAGGGUUUCUGUUUGAAAUGUCCUAAUUGUGAAAGAUCUUUUCACGGUGUUAAUAUUCCGUCUCUGCCGCCGUUAGUUCCGGGGCAAGAUGCUUAUUAUUGUUGCUGGGGUUUUUUUCCAAUGGGUUUUGUGCUUCGGAAUGUUGGCUCAGAGGAAAAGGAGACUGAGCUGGCUCCUGAAGUUGUGCCGGAGCCAGAGACUGUUCCCGUGCCAAUAUCAGUUCAGACUGCUUCGGUUCAGCCCGCCUCUGCUCCGUUUCAGCCUGCUCCUGCUCCGGUUCAGCCUUCUUCAUUUCAACCUGCUUCGGUUCAGACGAAUUCGUCGCUGCCGAAUUGGAUGCCAGCACCUGUACCAGUGGAGAAUGGUGGCAACAAUGUGAUGCCGGUGGCACCAAUGGAAGUUGUGGUUGCUACGCCUGCAAGGGUGACAACAAGAUCAGGUGCUGUAACAGGGGUUGUUUCGAAUGGUGUGGCUGCCAGGGGUUCGGGAUCGGGUAAGAAGCGUGGAAGGCCGAGGAAGUAUUAUUGA
Lathyrus sativus (Indian pea) is the source of this 1179-nucleotide messenger RNA. The record is from the annotation of a GenBank genome assembly. NCBI's taxonomy places the organism in Eukaryota, Viridiplantae, Streptophyta, Magnoliopsida, Fabales, Fabaceae.